Molecule: messenger RNA, 1014 nt
Organism: Lotus japonicus
Lineage: Eukaryota; Viridiplantae; Streptophyta; Magnoliopsida; Fabales; Fabaceae
Product: protein FAR1-RELATED SEQUENCE 5-like
Exons: 3
Coding region: 1-1014 (337 amino acids)
Biological process (GO): L-valine catabolic process; thymine catabolic process
Cellular component (GO): mitochondrion
Molecular function (GO): DNA-binding transcription factor activity, RNA polymerase II-specific; malonate-semialdehyde dehydrogenase (acetylating, [NAD(P)+]) activity; methylmalonate-semialdehyde dehydrogenase (acylating, NAD+) activity
Source: RefSeq, a predicted model, not a curated record
AUGACGAGCACAUUUUUCUAUGAUGAUGAAAUGCUGCUUCUAAAACAAGAUAAUGAUGUCAGUGAAGGAAUGUUGCUUCAACAACAAGAUAAUGUUCAGCCUAUAAGUGUGGAUACCACUCAUUUAUGGUCGACCGAUCAGAUAUUUGAAACGGUUGAUGACCUUAAACAAUGGGCUAAGAAUGUUGGGAAGGACAAUGGAUAUGCGAUUGUGACUGGAAGGUCUGAUUAUUCCAGAAAAGGUGGAAAUAUGUAUAUUAUUCUGCGGUGCUCGAAGCAUGGUGUGUAUAUCCCGUACAAGGACCCUAAGUCCUUCAAGUACAACUCCACCGGAUCACAAAAAUGUAAUUGUCCUUUUAAACUUAAAGGACGACCUACGGAGGGUGAUAGAAAUUGGUGGCUGAAAGUGUUGGAAGGGGUACACAACCAUGAACCAGCUAGAUCUUUGGUUGGCCAUUCCUAUGCUGGUCGACUGACAGAAGAAGAGAAGGUUCAAGUCGACAACAUGAAUAACAAUUGGGUCCCACCGAGACACAUGUUGGCCACUUUGAAGGAAAAUAAUCCGGGUAACUUGUCUACCAUCACUCAAGUGUAUAAUCGCAUCAAAAAAGUUAAAGAACUAGACCGCGGGCCACUUACAGAGAUGCAAUAUUUGCUGAAGAAGUUGGCAGAAGCCAACUAUGUUCACUUUGAAAGACAUGAAGAAGAUUCGGGUGUCAUUAUGGAACUUUUCUGGGCUCAUCCUAAUGCUAUUAAACUCUUCAACACAUUCCCUCACGUGGUAAUCAUGGAUUGCACAUAUAAGACAAACAAAUUUCAAAUUCCAUUGCUUGAAAUGGUUGGCCUCACUUCUACUGGUCUGACUUACUCCAUUGCAUUUUGCUACAUGACUCGUGAGCGCACACCUGACUAUGUUUGGGCCUUGGAGUGCAUGAAAUCUCUACUUGCUGACCCUGCCCGAUUACCUGGAGUGAUUGUGACUGAUAGGGAAUUGGCUUUACUCAGUGCUCCUUAG